AUGGACAGUUAUUUUUUACCGUUUGAUACUGUUGGUGCAGCAUUAGCAGCCGGUUUUGAUACAACCUAUAAUCCAUAUUCAUCCACCGAUUUUUCAACUUGUACUGCUCAAUUUUCUGCUGCUGCUGCUGCUAAUUCAACGAAUAAUCAAUUUCGAACGUAUCAUUCAUCAGCGGCAUCAGCCGCCGCUUCUAUGUAUCGAACAUCAUUUACUGCUGGUCUACCUCAUCGACAUCCAAAUUUGUAUUCAGCAACAAUGCAAAGUUUACAAUCUUAUAAAAUGUUUGGUUCUCAAACUCUAUCCGAUGCGUUCAAUAAUGCAUCAUCAAUGGAUAAUAAAAGAAAACAACGACGAAUUCGAACAACAUUUACAAGUAUUCAACUAAGAGAAUUAGAAAAAGCAUUUCAACAGACUCAUUAUCCGGAUGUGUAUACAAGAGAAGAAAUAGCAAUGAGAAGUGAUCUGACAGAGGCGAGAGUCCAAGUAUGGUUUCAAAAUCGACGCGCCAAAUUUCGUAAACAAGAAAGGCAAAAACAACCAAUAACAACAGAUACUGAUGCAAAAUCGAAAUCAAUUACAACAAUAACAAAUAAAACAGUUAAAACUGUAAAUGAAUGCAAAAAACAUACAGCAUGCAGUAAAGAAUCAUCGAAAUGGCACGGUGAAAAUGAACAGAAAUCAAUUAUAGACAUGAACAAUAAAACUGCUUUGAAUUCGACAAAAGUAAAGGAUGUUAUUCGAUCGGAUAUUUAUAUUCCAGAUAAUAUUGUCGAUGAUACAUGCUAUUCAUCAAAUAAUGAAAUGAAAUAUUUUUCAUAA
Molecule: messenger RNA, 819 nt
Organism: Didymodactylos carnosus
Lineage: Eukaryota; Metazoa; Rotifera; Eurotatoria; Philodinida; Philodinidae
Source: the annotation of a GenBank genome assembly